AUGUAUCUCUGUCCUCCUCAGAUAAACCAAAAACACUCCAAUUCAACAGAGACCAUCAUUCAAGAUGAUAAGGUCAUGCUAGAUUGUACAGUGAAGGCAAACCCGGCUCCUAUGUACACAUGGGAUCAUCUAAAAGAGAAGAACAGCUCCUCAGUGCUCAAGUCCUCAGCACUCAGUCUAGGGAACUACACGUGCACCACCACAAACACUCUGGGAAGAGACAGCAAAGUGUUCAUCGUCAGAGAUGGCUGCCCCAUUUUGUUAAGUCCUCUUGAUGUGGUGGUUGAAUAUGGAGCUUCAUUUUCAGUGAACUGCUCCUACAGCGCCACACAUCAAUUUGGCUUGAGCUGGGAUGGAUUUGAUGGCACAGUGGAGGAGAGUGAAGAGAUCUUCAGAUUUGUGGAUAAAGCGACGGACUGGGAGACAAAUCUAACGUGUUACAUGUCCUCUAAUGAAACACAGUGUUCACAGGAUCUUCCAAUUACUAUUUACAAGACUCCAGACAGUGUGUUCAUCAGCACUGUGAAUCACAGAGGACCAAUGAUGGAGGGACAGCAGUAUGAGCUCCAGUGUGACGUUCACAAUGUGGCUCCUGUUCAGAAUCUCACUGUCAAAUGGUACAAAGGACAGACUCUGCUGCAUCAAACCAACUUCACUGACACCAUCAAGACUCCAGUGAAUGAAACUGUCACACUUCUGAUCGGUCCAGACAGAGCUGAUGAUGGAGCUCAAUACUGGUGUGAAGCAGAGCUGGAUCUGGGAGCAGAAGGACCUCAACCUCAUCCUACAAAUUCAUCAAAACCUCUCAGCAUUGCUGUAUAUUGUUAG
Cyprinus carpio (common carp) is the source of this 828-nucleotide messenger RNA. RefSeq names its product vascular cell adhesion protein 1-like. Gene Ontology annotation, molecular function: integrin binding. Lineage: Eukaryota; Metazoa; Chordata; Actinopteri; Cypriniformes; Cyprinidae. Gene Ontology annotation, biological process: cell adhesion. The transcript is spliced from 3 exons. The record is from RefSeq and is a predicted model, not a curated record. Bases 1 to 828 code for a protein of 275 amino acids.